CUGGAACCAACCCAAAUGCCCAUCAACAGUAGACUGGGCCCGCUGCCGGCGGCCCCUGUGGGUCCCGAGCGCUCCCGGCCCCGGCCCGCUCCCGGGCCCAGCCGCCUCCACGGCCCGCCCCAGUGCUGGAGCAAGGAGCUGCCUAGGGCAGGAGGGCCGGGGACGUGGGGGCGGCCACGGCAGGGUUCACCUCCAUUUCAGCUGAUCAUGGGAGAGAUUAAAGUCUCUCCUGAUUAUAACUGGUUUAGAAGUACAGUUCCCCUUAAAAAGAUUAUCGUGGACGAUGACGACAGUAAGAUCUGGUCGCUGUAUGAUGCGGGCCCUCGGAGUAUCAGGUGUCCUCUCAUAUUCCUCCCCCCUGUCAGCGGGACUGCAGAUGUGUUCUUCCGGCAAAUUUUGGCUUUGACCGGAUGGAGUUACCGGGUAAUAGCUGUUCAUCUUUUUGGGGCUUCUUUGGGACGCUUUUUGGCCCAGAAAUUUGCUGAAUAUACUCACAAGUCUCCCAGAGUCCAUUCCCUCAUCCUCUGCAAUGCCUUCAAUGACACGUCUAUCUUUAACCAGACUUGGACCGCAAACAGCUUUUGGCUGAUGCCAGCAUUUAUGCUCAAAAAAAUAGUUCUUGGAAACUUUUCUUCUGGCCCAGUGGACCCUAUGAUGGCCAACGCCAUUGACUUCAUGGUGGACAGGCUGGAAAGUUUGGGUCAGAGUGAACUGGCUUCCAGGCUUACCCUGAAUUGUCAGAAUUCUUACGUGGAACCUCAUAAAAUUCGGGACAUCCCCGUGACCAUCAUGGAUGUGUUUGAUCAGAGUGCACUUUCAACCGAAGCGAAGGAGGAAAUGUACAAACUGUAUCCCAACGCCCGGAGAGCUCACCUUAAAACAGGAGGCAAUUUCCCAUACCUGUGCAGAAGUGCAGAGGUGAACCUUUAUGUACAGAUACACUUGCUGCAGUUCCACGGAACCAAGUAUGCGGCCAUCGACCCGUCCAUGGUCAGUGCCGAGGAGCUCGAGGUGCAGAAGGGCAACCUCAGCCUCAGCCAGGAGGAGCAGUAGCUGCGGCUCCUGCCGUGGGUGCCGAGGUGACCCGACGUGUCCUUGUGCGGUCGGCGACCCGGCCUCCCGGCGCGGCAGGCUCGCCGGUCCUCCCUGCGUCUGGGAAGCAGGACUGAUCGCAUCCGGUGAAGCCCGCGCACGGUCCCCUCUUUGGUUUUUAGCUUCGGAGUCCAGGAAGUUCUUUGCAAGACGCCCUUUUAAGGGUUGUGAGAACUGCGCUACCGGAAGUCCUCACCACUGUGUUCUUGAGCGAAUGUCGAUUUCUGAGGCUUGGGAUUUUGUGAACUUUUCUCUCCUUUCUUUUCCUUUGCUUUCUCCCUCCUUUCUUCUUCCUGCUUUUUAUGUUAUUUUCUGUAAGUGCUGCACGUGCCGACUGUGUGUCAGAAGGACGUUGGCUGCCGUUAGGCCUUCCUGGGUGUGACCGCGUCCGAGGGCCAGGGCUGGCACCCCACUGGGUGCACUCCUGUGACCCAACUGCUUUCACUUUCCAGCUCAGCACAUGUUCCGAGUGCCCGCUCUUGUCUUUCUAGAUGAUUACAGUCAUUUGGAAUAAAAAUUCGAUUUCAAAAAAAAAAAAAAACAGUAGACUGG
Molecule: messenger RNA, 1644 nt
Organism: Oryctolagus cuniculus (rabbit)
Lineage: Eukaryota; Metazoa; Chordata; Mammalia; Lagomorpha; Leporidae
Source: RefSeq, a predicted model, not a curated record